Messenger RNA from Malaya genurostris, 445 nucleotides. RefSeq lists its product as uncharacterized. The coding region runs from base 16 to 408 and encodes 130 amino acids. NCBI's taxonomy places the organism in Eukaryota, Metazoa, Arthropoda, Insecta, Diptera, Culicidae. The transcript is spliced from 2 exons. The record is from RefSeq and is a predicted model, not a curated record.
ACUCAACUGAACAAGAUGCGUUUUGUGAUAGUGGUUUACCUCGUUGCCGUAGGCUUUCUGGGCCCGUUCUGUCCGAAAGGUUCGGAAGCACAAAUGACCGGAAACCUUUUCCCGGCCAGUGAAUUUGUGUGGGGAACCUACUCCAACGCCUACACCGUCUGCUACUCAAACACCGUCAAUCGGCACCUCUUCAGUCUUGUUCCGGUGUCGCAGAUUUUCUCAUUCACGCCAACGGCUGCCCAAUUGACGGUACGUUAUAUUCGAGUGUGGACGGAUAAUUAUCACCCCUUCUAUGCGACGGUCACUACCGGAGGAGUCGGAACGGCCAAUCCAACGGUGACUACCGUGCAGGUCUCCUCGAUUCACGCAGGUAAACUCUAUGCUAAUAUUCAAAUUUUGUGUGGUUAAAAUUGAAAAUAAAUUUGUGUUUGUUUACUGUGUUUUA